AUGGAUCCCAUCACCAAUCCCCCCGGAUCCAGUCCGCACGGUGAGCCAAUAGACAUGGAUCAGAUCGAACUGAGAGUGAGUGAGACCAUUGCGUCAGAAUCACUCCCGGCUCCUCUAGAUCAAUGGCAACAAAUGGUUCAAAGUCUUGCCAGCAGUCUACCCCAAGGGAUGACUCUGGGCCAGCAGGCGGAGGUGCGCGAUAUGCUCAGACGACACCCGAUUCGGCACAUCCCAAAUCUGGUGUGGACUUUCAAUCGCUCCCUCCCGCCACCUGCUGAGUAUCCAUUGCUUGAUGAGCACCGCCGUCAUAUCGUGAAUUUUGUUCGAGAAGAGCUGUGGGCUGGUAACACUGAUGCUGAUCGCAUCGUCGCCGCGAUGGCGCGGCUCUUCCAGGGAGCCUUGGCCCGACGUCCACAGCUCUGCAGCUCUCGUCUCCUCUACGAAUUCACUUCUCUCAUUAGGGAGCGCUGCGGACAAAUCUGGCUGGGGUCGCUGUUUCAUGCUCAUCUCAACGAAAACGCACGGCAGAUUGAGCGCCUCUCCACCGCUAUCACGAGCGACAAUAGGUUGAGUCUCUACCAGUUUACCCAACUGGGGGAAGUCUACAUCUUCGACAAGAAUUUAGCACCGAGAGAACUCCGUCCAACAGACGAGGAGGGGAAAAUUGACGAUUCGGAUGACGAGGACCCGGUGGAUGACGACGACUCGGCGGACGACGGCGACUCGGUGGAUGAUGACGACGAUGUGUACGUUGACCGGGACCACAUUGCAGCUGCAACGGCUCCCUGCCUCCCUCCGCCUCACUGGUUGGAAAAGUCGACCAUCAUCCGCAGAGAUCCCCAGUCGCAGAGAACGCCAGUCUACAGGCCAGAAAUAGAAGACGCCGCAACGCUGAACCUCCUUAUUGAUCGACAACUCGACAUAUCAUCCCUCAGGGAAGCUUUCAGACACGUCAACGACCGAUACACUGCCAUGGCCGAGAAUAUGAUGGUUCACCCUCGCUACUAUGUUCUCCUGGCUCUCGAAGAGAAUGACACCGAUAUUCGCCGCGCGAACGCCCCCAACGAUUACCCGUCUCUGGAAAAUGCUUCUUUGAGGCAGGAUGCCCUCGAACAUGCCCGGAACUGCCUUUCGCGGGUCCACGGACGAUUGUUCGAUGUGGAGAGGUAUAUAAUCGCAAAGGAAGAGCGGCUUCUCGCCGCCGGGCGCAAGGUCAGAGCGUACAGUUCACGAUACGAGCGGACUAGACGCCGGUACUUUCUGAGGUGGCUGAUUGCUGGCCUGCACGAUCCCAAACUCCGAGAUCAGUUCAAUAUUCCUUCCUCGGUCCAGCCAGCGCCGAUGGCACGGCCAUACGAGGGGGGAGAUCCUUGCCCGGUCUGCUGUGAGGCUCUUGAGCGGAUGGAAGUGGUUUCUCCCCAACGCUAA
Molecule: messenger RNA, 1428 nt
Organism: Cladophialophora carrionii CBS 160.54
Lineage: Eukaryota; Fungi; Ascomycota; Eurotiomycetes; Chaetothyriales; Herpotrichiellaceae
Exons: 2
Coding region: 1-1428 (475 amino acids)
Source: RefSeq, a predicted model, not a curated record